Molecule: messenger RNA, 1431 nt
Organism: Myodes glareolus (Bank vole)
Lineage: Eukaryota; Metazoa; Chordata; Mammalia; Rodentia; Cricetidae
Product: stromelysin-1
Biological process (GO): collagen catabolic process; proteolysis; extracellular matrix organization
Cellular component (GO): extracellular matrix
Molecular function (GO): zinc ion binding; metalloendopeptidase activity
Source: RefSeq, a predicted model, not a curated record
AUGGAAAUGAAGAGUCUCCUGGUCCUGCUGUGGCUGUGUGUGGCAGUUGGUUCAUCCUACCCGCUGCACAGUAGCGCCGACUCUGGCAUGGAGUUUCUUCAGAAAUACUUAGAAAAAUACUACGGCCUUGCAGAAGAUGCGAAGCAGUUUGUUAAGAAAAAGGACAGUAGUCCUGUUGUCAAAAAAAUUCAAGAAAUGCAGAAGUUCCUCGGGCUGGAGAUGACAGGGAAGCUGGACUCCAACACUAUGGAUGUGAUGCUCAAGCCCAGAUGUGGCGUCCCCGACGUUGGUGGCUUCAGUACCUUUCCAGGUUCGCCAAAGUGGAGGAAAACCCACCUCACCUACAGGGUUGUAAAUUAUACACCAGAUUUACCGAGAGAGAGUGUGGAUUCUGCCAUUGAGAAAGCGCUGAAAGUCUGGGAGGCGGUGACCCCGCUCACGUUCUCCAGGCUCUCUGAAGGAGAGGCGGACAUCAUGAUCUCCUUCGCAGCUGGAGAACAUGGAGACUUCGUUCCUUUUGACGGGCCUGGAGCAGUCUUGGCUCAUGCGUAUGCCCCUGGGCUGGGGAUUAACGGGGACGCUCACUUUGAUGAUGAUGAACAAUGGACAGAAGACACCACAGGUACCAACUUAUUCCUGGUUGCUGCUCAUGAACUUGGCCACUCCCUGGGUCUCUUUCACUCAGACAAAACUGAAGCAUUGAUGUACCCAGUCUACAAGUCCUCCACAGACCUGGCCCGCUUUCGCCUCUCUCAAGAUGAUGUGGAUGGCAUUCAGUCCCUCUACGGACCUCCCCCAGCAUCCCCUGAUGUCCCUGUGGUACCCACCAAACCUAAUUCUCCAGAACCUGAGUUAUCACUGAUGUGCAGCCCUGAUUUGUCCUUUGAUGCAGUCAGCACCCUUCGGGGGGAAUUCUUGUUUUUUAAAGACAGGCAUUUUUGGCGAAAAUCUUUGAGGACUCCUGAGCCUGGCUUUUAUUUGAUCUCUUCGUUUUGGCCGUCCCUUCCUUCCAGCAUAGAUGCUGCCUACGAGGUUGCUAACAGAGACACUGUCUUCGUUUUUAAAGGAACUCAGUUCUGGGCAGUCCGAGGGCACGAGGAGCAAGCCGGUUACCCUAAAAGCAUCCAUGCUCUCGGCUUCCCUCCCGCGGUCAGGAAGAUUGACGCCGCUGUGAGUGCUAAGGAGACGAAGAAGACCUACUUCUUUGUGGACGACCAAUACUGGAGAUUUGAUGAGAAGAAACGAUCCAUGGAGCCUGGAUUUCCCAGGAAGAUAGCCAAGGACUUCCCAGGUGUUGACUCAAAGGUGGAUGCUGUCUUUGAAGCAUUUGGAUUUUUCUAUUUCUUCAGUGGAUCUUCACAGUUGGAGUUUGACCCAAAUGCAAAGAAAGUGACCCAUGUGUUGAAGAGUAACAGCUGGUUCAAUUGUUAG